AUGGUAACUUUUCAGGCAAACUCACGUGGUAACUUAUCGAUGGACAGCAACGCCGCUGCUGACCGGUUAGUCAGCCGUGUGGUCGAACGCCUGCAACCUAUGUGUCUAGGUGCCUGCCUGCCUACGAUCUACGAGCUACGCGGCGGCGACCAAUCAGGAAACGGGAAAAAACGGCCACUGCGACGCUCACUCGUCUGGUUCGUAAAAUGGUGCGCGCCUCACGACACUUCCGUCCAGUGGCCUGGUCGAUAUCGGCAACGUCUGUUUGUCGCAGAGGAUGAAAGGCCGAGCAGGCGGCUGACCGACCAAGCUAUAAUGGUUGAUGGACGAAAUUUUGAACGCACAGGGCGGAACCGCGUUUACACGAUCGAACGAGCGCGCUUCGCGCCCUGGUCUCUCUUGGCAUUGAAAUGGUGCCGAGAGACGACGUCGACGACGACGACUACGAUCAAUGACAGGGCGGCGCGGCGCGGCGCGGCGGAGUAG
Soboliphyme baturini is the source of this 486-nucleotide messenger RNA. Lineage: Eukaryota; Metazoa; Nematoda; Enoplea; Dioctophymatida; Soboliphymatidae. The record is from the annotation of a GenBank genome assembly.